Molecule: messenger RNA, 2244 nt
Organism: Aspergillus pseudotamarii
Lineage: Eukaryota; Fungi; Ascomycota; Eurotiomycetes; Eurotiales; Aspergillaceae
Product: carotenoid oxygenase family protein
Exons: 2
Coding region: 383-2047 (554 amino acids)
Biological process (GO): carotene catabolic process
Molecular function (GO): carotenoid dioxygenase activity
Source: RefSeq, a predicted model, not a curated record
UUUUUUUUUUUUUUUCCCCUUGGAAUCUGCAAUGAAACCAUGUGAACGCCCCUGGAACAAUGACACCUUCAAUGUAAUAACUUAUUAUUACGGGCAUCCGUGCUUCCCAGUGAACCACUGGAGCAUGAGGUGCGGAUACGAUCGUCAUACCUCCGCAUUCAUGACCUGGCGGAUUACCUCCACAGCUACGCCGAGGUACUUUGCCACGGCAUCAGCCGGUUUAAAUAUCAAUCAUUCAUUGCUAAUUCUUUAAGAACAUCUCCAUUAUAUAAAGGUUUGUUCUUAGCCUGCCAAUACCUUGUUUAUCCAAAUCGCUCCUUACACCGGAACCAUAUAUUUUUUUUGUUACGCAUAUUGAAGCACCGUGUCAUAAUCAAAAAAGAUGCCUAUCGCAACUGGUGUUAUAGAAUCCCAGGUUCACUUUAACAAUUGGCCAAAUGAUCGAGGCUUUGAUGCAAACUACGAAGAGAAGUCUCCUAUAGAGCUCACGGUCACCGGCUGCAUUCCAUCCUAUGCUGCAGGAGUGCUCUAUCGCACAGGACCAGGCAAAUAUAAGGUCGAAAGGGAGAGUGGGGACACAUUCCAAGUAUCUCACUGGUUCGAUGGCUUCAGCGAAACCCAUCGCUUUCAGCUUGUUGCCCCAGAUACUACCCACUCUUCCCUGAGAGUCUUUUACAAUUCCCGCUUCUCGACGGAUUAUUUGAUCGAGCAAGCGAGAAAGACCGGCCGUCUUGAGAAAAUCAGCUUUGGCCAAAAGCGUGAUCCUUGCCAGACAGUAUUUCGGAAGGCACAGAGCGAAUUUAACCCUGAUCCCUCCUCAGCCAACGUCGGCGUGACACUCUCCGUCAACAUGCCAGGGCUUAAUAAGACCAUGGAUGAAAAUCAGCGGAAUAUCGGACGCUGGACCGGUUCUUCAGGGAUAAAAACUCUAUAUGCAAAGACAGAUUCCACUUCUUACAAGAAGCUCGACCCCGAGACCCUUGAACCCGUAGGCCUGGCCUCACAAAAGGAUCUACAUCCUGACCUGGAUGGGCCUUUGUCGGCAUCUCAUGCACGUUCCGAUCCCAUAACGGGGGACGUUUAUAAUUUCAACCUCGCUUUUGGUAAAUCUUCAACCUAUCGCGUCUUCCAUGUGUCCACCUCAACAGGGAAAACUACAAUCCUUGCUACAUUCGAGGGAACACCUGCAUAUCUCCAUUCUUUGUUUCUCUCAAAGGACUAUGUUAUUCUAUGUGUGUGGAACUCUCAUAUCAACCCCUCCAUGCUAGAGAAAGGCAGCUUCUUGCAAGCCAUCCAGUCAUUCGAUGCAACCCGGUCUACCAAGUGGUAUGUGGUGGACCGCACGCAAGGCCAAGGGCUCGUCGCUACAUAUGAAAGCUCUCCAUUCUUCUGCUUCCAUACGAUUAAUGCCUGGCAAGAGUCUUCAGCAAGUGGCACCGGAGUGGACAUUGUAGCAGAGCUUGUCAGAUUCGAUAACACCGAUACGUUGCACACUCUAUACUAUGAGAACCUCGUUUCUUCAUCGGCCGAAGCGAAAGCUCACGCCCAGAUAAAGAAAGACACUUGCCGCUCGGAAUUUGCCCGUUUUCGUCUUUCAAAUAUCCCUACCAGCCCUAGCACCGAGAUCAAGACUGCGACAGCUGAGUGGAUGUCAUGCAAAGCCUUCUCUCCCGAGUUGCCAACUAUGAAUCCAAAGCUGGUCACGCAAAAGCACCGAUACACGUACGCCAUAACUGCCCGUGACGAAUCGACUUUCUUCGAUGGAAUAAUCAAAUUCGACAGCCAAAGCAAGGAAACGCUUCUGUGGAAUCACCACGCCCAGUCUCCCGGAGAGCCGAUUUUUGUUCCCCGUCCGGACGGCCUAGAAGAAGACGACGGAAUCCUCCUCAGCGUGGUUCUGGAUGGAUACUCAGGUAAAAGCUAUCUGCUUUGUCUUGAUGCUAGAACACUAAAGGAACUGGGUAGAGCACAUGUCAAUGGGCCUGUUGGGUUUGGGUUUCAUGGCCAGCAUAUUCCUGCUAAUGGAGCGCCUACUGGUGAUUACUAGUUGACCUUUCGCUAUGCUCUUUGUUUGCAUUAAUUUUAUUGUUCAUUCUAUCUUGAGGUGAAAAGGCUCAAUAUUUCCUGUCCGCUCUUUUAUAUAAUUGCUUUGCGUUUAUCAAUGGAGAGUCUGAUCUGACAUUGCGAAGAUUGACUUACUGCUUCAUAUAACGUUCUCUGCUCUGUGCAAUGCUUCGAUCGUAU